UUAAAGGAGUAGUCGGAGGACGACGAAAUGAUAAAACUGAGCGUCUUAUUGGUCAUCGUAACCGUUAUUGCGGUUGUUCAUGGAUGGUAUGAAACAAAACGCUCUAUAACGAGCGAUACCUGCGUUAGAAGUAUUCAUUGGAUCAAAUAUUCAUUCGAUCCUACGAAACAUUUUUUUAACCAUAUUUCACGGAAGCAAAAAUCUCUGACGAACUCGGAUGUACAAAAAACACUGGGAGAAAUCAAAAAUUGUAUGAGGAACGAACUUUCGGCUCUCAUUGCUACAGCAGAGCAAAUACAACCGGUGAAAAUGUAUUACCAUGAAAUUCGAGAAUUUUUUUUUUCGGACGAGCUCAUAGCUUGCCCUCAAGAGAUUGCGUACAAAGUAGCAAGGAUUUGUUACUCCAGUUUCGAAGAAGUUACGGCCUUCGCGAUCAAUUACGGAAAUCAUCAGAGGCAUCCUGAAUUGGGCAAGAGUAACUACAGUGUAGAAAAUUUCUGUAUGACAAUUAAAACAUUUGUAUAGGAAGUUCUUACGCGGACACGGUGUGGGAAAUUUCAGAUACGAUUUUUGAAAUCCAAACUGGGUAUUGUGCCAGUAAAAGUGAAGCCCAUGAAAAUUACUAUACUUGUGUAUAUGAAAAUGAAUGCACAUGCGAUGGAAUUUUCACUUUUAUGUAUAUAAACAUGAAAAGUUAUUUGCUAAUAUUAAUAUACUAUUGUAUAUUAAAUUUAAUAUACACACGCUUAACUUUAAUUAUCAAAUCUAUAUUCUCCUAUAUUUUUGUUGUUGAUGAAUAGCUAAAGAUACAUCGAAAAAAAUAUUAUUUUAUCAAUUGAUAAAUUAUUUUUCACUACCCGUGAUGGUCAUCACAGUUUCUGGUACCUCUAGAAUCAUUUUAUUCGAAGAAAAAUUCCUACCUACAUGGGGGAUUCGUCCGAUCUACCUACCUACCUACAUAUUACUAACUACGCACGCUACCAACUACACUACCAUGACAUUGAUAGAUGUAAAGCCAAAAAGGCAUUAUAUAAGUUUUGUGACAUAAGAGCAUGGAUCAGUCGACUAACCUCACCUCGAAUUUUCGAAAUGAAAAUUCUCCGCUGUCGUUUGACUCUGUCAGCGGACACGGAAAGAUGGCAAAAAUACGCUGACAGGGGCUUUUUUUUAUUGAUCGAACUGUGUCGAACAUAUUCAAUUUCGAAAAUUGCAGCUAUCUCUCUCGCACUCACGGUGGUGAGAUAGCGAUUGCUCCAUCACCUUAACUCUUUUAGUCAGCAAUGUUUCGUCUGCACCGAUUUUUAUAAAAAUUGGUAUCCGAAAGUUUUUGGGGUCGCUAACUACGAAUCCGAUUACAGAUUUUCAAAAUUUUCUAAAUUAAAAAUGGUGGAUUUAAUGACAGACUACUUGUUUGAAAAUCGAUCCAAUUGGCCUGAAAUUUGUUACUUUUACGGGGUCACUAUUCAUAAAUCUGGUAUAGAUAGUUUUUUAUUAAAAAAAAAAAAAACAAACAAACAAAUUUAAAAAAAAAAUUGGAUCAGUGUUCUGUAUUCUGCUCUCCGUGGAUGAUCUUGGGAACUACGAAUUUGUAUGCAAAUUGGAGUAAAAAUUGACAGGAUUUGUAAUUAUCAAUAACAAAAACGCUAGAGUAAUUAUUUUUGUGGGCAUAGAUUCACUUUCUUCUUUUUUUGACCGCCAUUUAGAAUAUUCAGAAAACUAGCAUCGAAUUCAUAAUUAUGCAGCAUCCUCGGAAACUCCCAAGUAUUUAUUGUUAUGAGCGUAGAUCCAUUUUUGAAGUUACGAAUUUUGAAAAUUUGACAUCGAGUUCAGAAAUCGACGAAAAUUGCGUUACUAUAAAAAAAGUCGGGACUGAAAGGAUUAAAAACUUGAUUACGAAUCCGGCAUUAGAUUUUUAAAAUUCGAAAUGACGGUAUCAAUAUGGUGGCAGUCAAAUUCUGAAAUCUCCUCAAUAUUUUUAAAACUCUGAACUUAGGGGUUUGCGGUGUAACUAAUUACAAAAAAAAUGUAUGGCAAAUCUAUUGAAGAGUUCAUAAUAUAAUUUUCGACCGUGUAUAUUAA
Venturia canescens is the source of this 2079-nucleotide messenger RNA. RefSeq lists its product as uncharacterized. Bases 28 to 525 code for a protein of 165 amino acids. Lineage: Eukaryota; Metazoa; Arthropoda; Insecta; Hymenoptera; Ichneumonidae. The transcript is spliced from 4 exons. The record is from RefSeq and is a predicted model, not a curated record.